Mytilus trossulus (common blue mussel) is the source of this 1400-nucleotide messenger RNA. Its product is annotated as protein henna-like. Gene Ontology annotation, molecular function: iron ion binding; oxidoreductase activity, acting on paired donors, with incorporation or reduction of molecular oxygen, reduced pteridine as one donor, and incorporation of one atom of oxygen. The coding region runs from base 27 to 1313 and encodes 428 amino acids. Gene Ontology annotation, biological process: aromatic amino acid metabolic process. Lineage: Eukaryota; Metazoa; Mollusca; Bivalvia; Mytilida; Mytilidae. The transcript is spliced from 13 exons. The record is from RefSeq and is a predicted model, not a curated record.
GAGUUUUAUUACAAAGUUUUAUCAACAUGGACUCUGCAGAGGAACCAACGAGUGCGGCCCAAAUAGGCAACAUCGAAGCUGUGAGGUUUACCACUCAGUUCGAUAAUUUAAUUCCAGCACUUACAAUAUUAAAGAAACAUGAUGUUAAGUUAUCUCAUGUCGAAUCUCGUCAAUCAAAAGAGUUCAAAGAUUGUCAUGACUUCAUGGUGGUACCAACAACACAAAUGAAUGGUUUACAAACGGCUAUUGACGAGUUGAAGAAAUUAGGCAAAUGUGUCACCAUAGUUGGCGAAGACAUAUGGAUCCCAAAACACGUUUCAGAUCUUGACAGAUAUGUAGAUAAAGUUUUAAGCGCCGGAGAGGAUCUAGAAGCAGACCAUCCUGGAUUUACCGAUGCAGUAUACCGGAAGAGAAGGAAAUACUUUGCAGACAUAGCUUUGAACUACAAACAUGGAGAAUCUAUUCCACGUGUAAAGUAUACGGAGGAUGAAGUAAAAACAUGGAACGCAAUCUAUACAAGAUUAACAGCAUUAUAUCCAAAACAUGCUUGUAAGGAGUUCCUGGAAGCAUUUCCACUUCUACAACAGAAAUGUGGAUAUAGUGCUGAUAACAUUCCACAACUGGAAGAUAUAUCAAACUUUCUGAGAGAUCGUUCCGGAUUCUCACUACGACCAGUAGCUGGUUUGCUAUCAUCACGAGAUUUUCUGGCAGGGUUAGCUUUUCGUGUCUUUCAUGCAACUCAGUAUAUAAGACAUGGUUCGAAACCACUCUAUACACCCGAACCAGAUGUCUGCCAUGAGUUACUAGGUCACGUGCCCAUGUUUGCAGAUCCUGAUUUUGCACAGUUUUCACAAGAAUUAGGAUUAGCCAGUUUGGGAGCUUCAGAAGAGGAUGUUAAAAAGCUUGCAACGCUGUACUGGUUUACCAUAGAGUUUGGACUCUGUCGUGAAGGAAAAGAUGUGAAAGCGUAUGGUGCUGGAAUUCUGUCUUCAUUUGGAGAAAUAGAGUACUGUCAGACAGAUGAACCGGAGAGACGCAAUUUUGAACCAGAAAAGGCAGCUAUUCAAGAAUAUCCUAUCACUAGGUUUCAACCAAUUUACUAUGUUGCUGAUUCGUUUAAGUCUGCUAAAGAUAAAAUGAAAGAUUAUGCAUCUAAGAUUCCACGCUCAUUUAAUGUGCGUUACAACCCUUUCACCAAAAGAAUAGAUGUCAUCGAUGGUACAAAAGGAGUGGUUACUCUAGUCAAAGAAUUACAAGGUGAAGUCACUAUGCUUCAGGAUACACUUACAAAGAUUGGAAGUUUUAGAGAGUAAAUGGUGCACAAUUGAAAACAUUUUGAACAAUACCAUAGUGUACAAAUUAUUUGAUAAAUCUCAUAGCUAGAGAUGAUCGUAUCACCA